Molecule: messenger RNA, 1998 nt
Organism: Melampsora larici-populina 98AG31
Lineage: Eukaryota; Fungi; Basidiomycota; Pucciniomycetes; Pucciniales; Melampsoraceae
Exons: 9
Coding region: 1-1998 (665 amino acids)
Biological process (GO): mRNA splicing, via spliceosome
Cellular component (GO): catalytic step 2 spliceosome
Molecular function (GO): mRNA binding; protein binding
Source: RefSeq, a predicted model, not a curated record
AUGGAAGCACUCGUAUCUGGAUAUGGAUCAGAUGAAGAAAUCACAGAAACCAAACAACUAUCUCAAUCAGAAGAACAAAAGCAUGAACAAGAAACAGAAGAAGGAGACGAUGAAGAGAUCGAUAUCAAUGGUGACGUCUUUGGGAUCAAGAACUCGAUCGCCUCAAGUGAAGCUUCAAAAUCUAAAAUCCCAAGCAUCAAAUUAGAAAAACGACAAAUCGUUUCGAUCCCAGAUGUACUUCCUUCGACUGAAGAUGAAUCAUCUUCUCUUAUUCUAAGACCAACAGAUACAGAGAUGAAUGUGAAUGUGAGAUAUUCAGAUAUGACACUUCCAAAGCAAGGACCACAAAAUCCAUUCUCAAGUAGGAAAUUAGAAAAGAUGAACACUUUAAACGGAUAUAUUGAAGAAGAAUUCAUGACUGAUGUAGAUUUUAAUCAACAACAAAGAACGUUUCAUGUAUUAAAAUACGCCAAAAACCCAUCAAUCUUAGCAUCAACAUCUGAAAACCCAUCAUUAAAUUUCGUAGGAGAUGUACAUGCGGCAUUCAAAAAUGGAGGUACACUUGCAUCUGAAAUUCGAAUUACAAAAGCCGCCCAAAAAGCUACUAAACGGAAAAGACAUGAUAAAGGAGAAUUAGGUAUAUUUGAUGAAGAUGAAGAUGAAGAAGAAGAAGUUCAACAAGAAGAUGGCACAACUGAUCCUAAGCCAAAAGCUUCAAGUUCAAAUAAAUCACGUGAAUAUAAAGGUCCUUGGGCAGGUUGGAAUGAUGAACAUAUCGAACCUGUUGGUCCAGAUGAAGAAGAAUAUGAAGCUGCUAGACGUGCUAGCUCUGCUGCCUCUGCUGCCAAGAAACAAUUUACUUCUUCUAAUCAAGCGAAACGUGAAAUUGCUUAUGGAGAAGAGAAAUCGACAUUACACGCUAAAAGCUUACACGAUUAUCAAGGUCGAACGUAUAUGCAUAUACCUACCGACCUGGAUACUGACUUAUUGACAACUGAUCCUCCAACUGAAUGUUUCGUGCCUAAACGAUGUGUACAUACCUGGGCCGGUCAUACUAAGGGUGUCUCGGCCAUUAGGCUCUUCCCUGGAAGUGGACAUUUGUUACUGAGUGCUAGUAUGGAUUCACGAGUCAAGGUAUGUGGACCAUCCAUAUCUGAGGGAUAUUGCAGAUUAUCAAUACUGACGUCCCUGAACUACGCUCAGUUAUGGGAUGUUUACCAUGAUGGAAAAUGUUUGAGAACAUUUAUGGGUCAUUCGAAAGCUGUCAGAGAUGUUACAUUUGCCAACGACGGUAAACGCUUUUUGUCUGCAGCUUACGAUCGACAGAUCAAACUAUGGGAUACAGAGACUGGACAUUGUGUACAGGCCUUCUCAAAUGGAAAGAUUCCGUACUGUGUGAAAUUUCAUCCAGAUCCAGAAAAACAACAUAUCUUCUUGGCUGGUAUGUCAGAUAAGAAGAUCAUACAGUAUGAUAUGAGAUCUGGAGACAUUACUCAAGAAUACGAUCAACAUCUUGGCCCAGUAAAUACGAUCACAUUCGUGGAUGAAAAUCGAAGAUUUGUGACUACUUCAGAUGAUAAAACGAUAAGAGCAUGGGAUUUUGAUAUUCCAGUAGUCAUCAAAUAUAUCGCAGAACCAGCUAUGCAUAGUAUGCCAGCUGUAGGAAUUCAUCCAAAUAAUAAAUGGUUAGCGAUGCAAUCAUUGGAUAAUCAAAUCUUAAUUUACUCAUCAGAUUCAUUCAAACAAAAUCGAAAAAAACGAUUCGCUGGUCAUACGAUUGCAGGAUAUGCAUGUGAAGUAGGAUUUUCACCUGAUGGACGGUUCUUAAGUUCUGGUGAUGGGAAUGGGAAUAUGGUAUUUUGGGAUUGGAAAAGUUGUCGAAUUUCAAAACGAUUGAAGUGUCAUGAUCAAGUGGUGAUUAGUCAUGCUUGGUUACCACAUGAAACUUCUAAAUUGGUGACUGCUAGUUGGGAUGGUUUGAUUAAACUUUGGGAUUGA